Molecule: messenger RNA, 549 nt
Organism: Symbiodinium sp. CCMP2592
Lineage: Eukaryota; Dinophyceae; Suessiales; Symbiodiniaceae
Source: the annotation of a GenBank genome assembly
AUGUCGCUGAACGAAUCGCUGCUGACAUGCUCGCAAGCGGCCAAGUGCGUAUGGGCAUAUGGGAAGUACUUUGUGGUAGUCUCCCCACCAGCGAACUUCGCAGAGCAGCAUGUGUUUCUUGAGUGGCGCCUAUUCACAAGGCCCACUAUAUGGUCUGCGAAGGAAUAUUAUCAGACUAUCAUGUUUCCGUGGGUCUCGCUGUUGGUUUGCAAGUACGUUAGGUCGUGCACCGCCGUACCCUUCACAAGCUUUGUACUCCAACGAAACACCUCGAUGAGGGCCCACCGGGAUCUCAAUAACGCUCACGACAGCGUCAAUGUGGUGCUGCCUUGUUCGUCCUUCACAGGUGGUGGUCUGUGGCUGCGAUCCCCAAAUGGUGAUGGCCCAUCAAUGGCACCCUCCGCGGACAUGUGCAAAAUCUCGCCGGACAUCGCAUCACCAUUGCCAUCUACACCACCAAGGCGGCAGCCAGCCAGCCUCACCCAGGAGGACAUCGACACCCUGAGGCGCCUUGAGUUUGCGUUACCGGCCCAGCACAGUGAGCGGUAA